Molecule: messenger RNA, 2469 nt
Organism: Cylindrotheca closterium
Lineage: Eukaryota; Bacillariophyta; Bacillariophyceae; Bacillariales; Bacillariaceae
Source: the annotation of a GenBank genome assembly
AUGGUGAACCAAAGCCGACAAGUCGCUUCUUUGCUCGCAGCGGCUUUAAUUGCACAAUCUGCUCAUGCUUUCGUACCACCUGCUGCACCCCAGGCGACAUCUACUCCAAUUCCUACUGAUGUUGCUCUCUUCGAAUCCAAGGAGGACCAUGAAUCCCCUUCGAGUCUUCGUUCUUCUGCUGUAAAGAAGUUGUUCUCGGGUCUGAAAAAGACUGCAAAGUUCCUUCCAGUUGUCGUAGCAUCAGCGGCUUUUCUUGUGGCGUCUCCAGAUAAGGCAGAGGCGUCAGCUCCUGUCAUGGCCAUGCCAAAGGCUGACGAACGCGAUCCCGCAAGCGAUGCCCUGGAGAGCCACCAACGGAGAAUGCAACAAGUCGCCCAAGAAGAGCUUAGGACAUUCACGGAAAAGGCACGGCAAAUUGAAGUCUCCGAAGGACCAACAGCACGUGCGGAUUUCGAGGAAGCCUACAAGGCCAAUAAAAAACUAAAGGCUCAGGAGAAAUUGGAUGCAAUUGAAAAACUAAAAAAUGAUUUGCUGGAUCAAGGAAUCUGCCCCUUCAUUGAUAUUGAAGGACAGCGGCAAAUGAUUUCGAUUGAGAAGGGAGUCGAUCUGGGAGAGGUGUCAGGUACUGCGUUCAAUCUAGAGAAGGAAUUUGAAAAGCGCAACCCCCAGCAAACCUUUAGAGUUCGAAAGCAGGCCAACCGUGAAGUCAUCAAGUGCAUGGUCGAAGAUAUGAGAAAUCGAGAUAUUGAUCCAGUUGAUUACUUCAAGACUCAUCAGCAGAGAACAGCGGCAAUCCUGGAGUUGCCAGCAGCCCAAGCAACGUCAAUGGCUACAACGUACCGGGCCAAUCUCGACUUGUAUGGACAAAUUACAGUUCCAAAGGAAGGUGAAACCAGUGCAAAGGAAAUUAUGGCAAAACAAGGAAAGUCAAAAAGUAAGGAGGAAGCAAAGCGGAUCAAAGCUGAAGCGAAGGCAAAGGCUGCUGCAUUGAAGGCCGAAGCUAAGGCUAUGGCUAAGGAGGAGAAGCAAAGGGCAAAGGAUGUGAAACAAAGGGCAAAAGCAGAAGCUUUGGCUUUGAAGGAAGCAGAAAACAAAGCAACCGAAGCUGCGACAGCUGAGAUAGAAUCAUCAUUGGCGUCUGAAGACGAUUUGGAUCCGGUAGUUGGCGAUUUGGAGCCGGGGUCAGCAGAGGAGACGAAUCCAGAAGUUGUCGCGGCAGAAAAGAAAAAGCUCCCAAUCGUUCCAGCUGCCACAGUCCUUGUUACUGUUGGGGGUGGUGGUUACGCUCUGAAGAUGGCUCGCGAUAAAGCCGCAGACGAAGAAGCAGAACGGCAACGUCAGUUUCAACUGUUGAUGGGGGGCCAAGAUACGGAAUCUUCUCCUGCUGCAGCUCCGGCUCCAGCUCUAGAGGAAGUAGAUGCUGAUUUGUCUGAAAUUAGUUCUACAGACCAGAAAAGUAAGGCAACCGACGAGGUUCAGGCUCCACAAGAAGUUGCUGCUCCAAAGAAGAAAAAGAAGCGUGGUUUCUUUGGAAAGAAAAAAAACAACCGCGAGACCGAUAUCACUGCUCUUGUUAGCUCGGAUGCAAUGGCACCUGCUUUUGCUACGGUUCUUGCUAAGAUUUUGACAUUUGGGGCGCCUGGACGAUUUCCUGAAAUUUUGGCUCUUCCAGGUGAUAUGCCAAUGCAAGAGUUUUCUGUAGAAGCAGCAACCGGAAUGUUGGUUGAGGCGCAAGCAAACGCUGGUCUCAGUCGAGAAAACGCAGCGGAAAUCUUUGCAAAUGUAGUCAACUGCAUGUUGAUCGACAUCGUGGACUUGGCUUCCACUUCCUUGAAAGAAAAGGACAGCAAACUCACUGUUGAAGCAAUUGGAAUUGUGAUAGACUUCAUGAAUCACGCCUCUUCACUAUACAACUCGAUCGCAGAAGGGGUGGUCAUCGUGCCGGUCACUUAUGGAGGAGAUCUUGCCAAGGGAAAACUGGAACAAAUGUACAGUGCAUACGCAGUCUCUGCCAUGACUAACCUCGGUUCAGUCGAUGAAGACUUUGACGAUCGAGUUAGGCUGCUACAAGAUGUUUUCCAAAUUAACGAAAAAAAAGCAGAGGGUUUGAUGAUGAAGGCCAUGCAAAAGAAUAUGAUGGAGAUGAUGAAGUCCGGUGAAGGAAUGGAAGGGCUUGAAGAAAUGAUGAAGGGAAUGGGAGAUAUGGGAGAUAUGGGUAUGCCUGGAAUGCCUGGCAUGGAUGGAGAAGAACCGAGUCCAGAGCAAUUAAAAGAAAUGCUAUCUGCAUUGAAGGAACUCAAAGAUUCUGGAUCCAUUCCUGACUCAGAAUUGGCCGAAGUGAAGAAACAAUUCAGAGAAGCAUUCGGGUCUAGUAUAGAUGAAGUGAUGAAAGAUGCGAACAAUGCAGGAGGUGAAAUGUCCACUCAAGACAAAGAGCUCUUGGAGCUAAUGAAGUCUAUAUUAGAUUAG